CUUGAUCACCCAGCAGCUUCGCUCCGAAAGAUCUGAUUGAAAUGCAGGACGUUCACAGAGUACAACUACGAUCCUGGAACCCAAAAAGACAAUAGGAUUGAUUAUAGGCCCGCUCAUGAGAAAAUUGGAUUCAGACUGAUUCAGUUGCGGAUCUUCACGGCAUGCCAUGAGUCAAUACGACAAAUAAGACUUCGAAUAGCAAACGUAAACAGCGAGCCAAAUGAGAGGAAUUUUCUUUAGCGACAAUCUUUGGGCGGCACUUUAUUCUAAGCGUUUCCACUGAUGUAGCAGUUUCGUAACAGGAUGAGAUGUGAGUUUUUGAUUGCUGAUCGCGUAUAAUGACGAGUUUCAUCUUACCGACAUCAUGAACAUUCAUUUCGAGCACGCACUGGCUGUCAAUUCCGGCGGUGUCUCCGUGAUUCCGCGAAAUUUGAAAUGGCGUGGCGAAAACCUUCUGACCACCGCAGACGACCAUGUCUUGCGGGUGUUUCGGGGUGCAAGAGCCAGCGACAAAUCCGAGAAUGCUACCGCAUUCCAGCUCGCAGCCGAGUACCAUUGUGGUGAGCCUGUUCUUGAUUUCUGUUGGGCACACGAGAGCAGGAGGCGAGAAAGCCCAGAGCCGGGUGAACAUCGCGAUGGAAAUGCUCUUCAUUCCGCCUCCCGAGAAGGGGAUGACUCGCACGGGGUUGUUGCACCUCAAGACGAGGUGUCCAGCAUACAAGCCGCAGGCAUCGAUUCUGUGGUCGCGGCUGAAGCGGGUGUCGAAAGUACUGCUUCUGGACCCGCAGCGGACCACACGGCGACGAUAGAAUCUUCGGGAGCAGAAUCUCUGAAAGUAGGCGACACUGGGAAACAUUUCAAGUUCAACAGCGACCCCAGCUCAAACUCUCCGCGAUUCUUUGUUUCCUGUCGCGGUAGACCCAUUCAUCUGAUGGGGUUCACGGACGAAGCAGGAGAUGAAGCGAGCGAGCAGCAGCUUGCGAUCAUCGGCAGCUACCCUGGUUACAACAACGUAGACGAGGUAACUCACGCGUUUUCGCUUGCGACUUCUUCCACCCACAUCUUCGGCGGGUACGAAUCUGCGGUCCGCAUGUUCGACGUGAACCGCCCGGGGUACCGGAACCGAACGGAGUUGCUGACGAGCACGCGGAAGCGAAACUUCGGCAAGGACAGUCCGCACGGCAUCAUCGGUGCGCUGUCAUUCAACGAAGCGACGCAGGCACUGUGUGUCGGUAGUUACAACGGACAAAUUGCGGUGUACGACCCGUUUCGGAGUCGGAACAUGGUGUGGAAACAGGAGAUAGGGACAAAUCCCGAGGUGCGGUAUAACAGACCAGCGACAGGCAAUAGCAAAGCGGCGAAGAAAAAGAAAGUAAGGCCUCCGCGAGAGUUGUUGCGGAGUUUCUGCGAAGUAGCUCCUGGAGAUGAAGGCAAUAGCAAUUCCAGCAGUCGGAUGGGCGGGAUUACGCAGUUGGAGUGGAUUGACGAGUACUGCGUUCUGUCCGGGCACCGCAAGGACCACUAUCUCCGCUUCUGGGAUUUGAGGAUGAACCAGCGCGGCCCGGUUUACCGUCUGCCGAGGAGCAGCAUGAAGACGUCGCAGCGCUUGCAGUUUUGCGUCACCGACUACUGCUGCAUGAGUGGCGACGACCAGGGAAACCUGCACUGGUACCGCUUGGACACUGGUGAGUGUGUCAGGAGCGAAUUUCUGGGUGCGGAGGAGGUGGUGAGUGGCUGCGAUUGGUCACUGGAAUCGCCGUUCAUCGCAACGUGCCAAGGCAGCCGGAAGUUCGUAGAGGACGAAGCAUACGAAGUUUUUGAUCGAAGAAGUAAAUGCUCAGGCGGUCUGCCGAAGGCAUUCGACUCCGAGUUACUUCGCCUGAAGCGAAGACGGGUGGAUCAUGGAGAUGACGUGCAAAAUACAAAGAGCAUGUUUCAGCAGAGUGGCACUGCCGUGUCCUCUAUUCCGGAGGUGUGCGAAAGCGACGAUUUUUCUGCGGACCCGCAGGCGAAUUUAUUUAGGAUCUGGCGAAUGGGUGGACAGGAAGCGAUCGCUGCGCCAGGGAAGCAGAAUCCUCAUGAUGAGAGGGUCCGGAGUGUUGAUGGUGAUGCACAUGCACUCAUUGAAAAUGUGCAGCAAGAAACAAACGCUUCGCAACAAAACCAGGACGGUAGUGGGGAGGCCGAAAGAAUUUCACAAGCACGAGUGAAGACGGGGAUUGCUAUCCGUAGUGGCUGUGUUGUAGACGCGGCGACAGCGAGUUCAAAUAUUAUCGAGUCGAGCAAUGUUGCGCCCUGUUCUAGCAUUUUGGUUGGCCCAUCACUGGCAGCAGCUGGAAUUUCAGUUCUUUGAUGGAUGCCGUGAUGUCAAUGCGAAGAAACACGAUCUCCAUCCGGGCGCAAAAAAUAAUCAAAGAAGAGCAAUUAUAGUACAAAAGCGCACUUUGGGCGCUAUUACCUUUGAGAACAAG
Amoebophrya sp. A120 is the source of this 2471-nucleotide messenger RNA. Lineage: Eukaryota; Dinophyceae; Syndiniales; Amoebophryaceae. The record is from the annotation of a GenBank genome assembly.